Molecule: messenger RNA, 4788 nt
Organism: Saccostrea echinata
Lineage: Eukaryota; Metazoa; Mollusca; Bivalvia; Ostreida; Ostreidae
Exons: 17
Coding region: 1-3204 (1067 amino acids)
Biological process (GO): protein deubiquitination
Molecular function (GO): cysteine-type deubiquitinase activity
Source: RefSeq, a predicted model, not a curated record
AUGCAACAGACCAGGCACAGGGUUGAAUCCUGGUCUGGCAGUGAGACAGGUUCAAUUGCUGGUAUAGCCUUGAGAUGGCUCAAUUGUUAUUCAUUUUUCUUCACUUUUAAACAGGUUUCCCCUGCUGCAGCUAAAAAUACUUUGGAAAUCAAGGGUGAAAGGAGUGAGAAAAACAUAUGCCCCAGCUUGUCUGGGUGGGAGGGCCGGUCAAAGACCCUGUGUUACUGGGAUGAGUCCCUAUACCACUGUCUCCGUACAAGAGCUGGCUGGUAUUUAGAGGUCUGCACAAAACCUAUUGAUGUAGAACCAGGUCAUUAUCCUGAAAUAUCUGAGGAAUUUGACAGACUAAACAUUGUGCCAUGUCCAACCGAAAGGUAUCAACCAGAGGGUGCACUAUCCAAUCAGUUCAAAAAGGUCACAUGUGAAUACUCCAAGACUAAAUGUAAUGGAUUUGGAGAGAAUUAUUGUACUCAGGGUACCACAACCAAGGAUCUGGAGUGUAAAUGUGAUUAUCUUCGUGGCUACAGAUCUUUAGAAUACCUCCUUAACAACCCCCUGAACAAAUCGUGCUACAGUAAGAAAGAUGUGGGUGGGGGAUGUGUUAUGUAUGGCUGUACUAAUGCAGGGGAGGAGUUAAACCCAGCGUACCAGUGUGUUAAAAAAUGUGAUCCAGGAUUUUAUCGACCACCAGAUGAGUUUAACUGCAUUCAGAACAAAACUACCUCUACCCGACCUGCUACUACACCAUACUCAGGUACAACCUCUCCUGCUACUGCUGAAACGGAAACUCCUACCACUAUUCUGGUGCCUGUUAAAUCAGCUCCACCAAAGUCUCCAGUUACAUCCACUGUUGAGAAAUGGAAGAUCGCUGGCUACGUCACCCUGGCUGUUGUUGCUCUUGUCAUUAUUACCCUGGUGGUGUAUUUCUUUCUGGAGAAAUUUUUUAAAAUCCAUAUGAAACAACCUUCCAUCAUUACACCCAGCUUCAAGGAUGAUGUGACACUAGAGGCAUAUGUUCCAGGAUUCUCCUGGUUUAACAUUGAAUUUCAGUGGAGUCGGAUAAAGGGUGAGGAUAUAAACCAUGAAGAAGAGGAAAUUCAGACUGAUGGAGAACAGAGCCACUUCCUUAUAAGGACAGAGGGCUGUACCUCUAGUCUUACGAUAAGUCAAGUAACUGUACAACUGGAGGCUGAAUAUGUCUGUAGAGCUAACUUAAAAUGCUGGUCAAGAAUCGCUGAUAAGACCUCAACAACUCUGUAUGUAAAAGGAGGCCAGUUUUACACACCUCAGCCAUCACCACUGCCAAGUCCUCCUGCAGACAAAAAACAAGAAGACAAAAAAUUUCCAAAUGUAAAUGGAUUAUAUGCUCCAAAAGCCACCAUGGACACUGAUGAUGAACAUGACAACAAACCAAUAAUUGCAGGAACAUAUAUCAAAGAAAUUCAUAUACACAAAGGAAAAAACUUUGCCAUAGGUGAUAAAAGUACUCUGGUUGUUACAUAUGAUGCCAAGAAUAAGAAAAAGAAGAAAUCAAAGAGAAAAAAGAAAAAGGAGGAAGAGUCUGAUGAUGAUUCGUCUUGUAGCAGUGACACACCUCUUGUUGAACCAACUAAACCUGUCUCAAAUCUUCAAAGGGAGUUAAAAAAUUUAGAUUUGUUAGCACAGAAGUCACAAUACAAGCUGAAAGUUUUGGAUGUACCAGGAGAUGGACAUUGUUUAUACCAUGCUUUCAGCCAGAGUGAUGACAUGCAUGGGCUGCCAGAUGAUCCAACAGUACUCCGGAGAAAGCUUGUCAAAUAUCUGGAAUCCAAUCCAAACACUCCUGAUGGAGUACCAUACAAGGAUUUCCUUUGUCUUCCAUUAGAUCCCGAUCAUGGUGUUCUUCAACCUGAAGACAUGGCAAUAGAGAGGGUGCAAGAUCAAGAAGAUCAGAAGGAACUUAGAUGGCAGAGAUUCCUUAAAAAGAUACAAGAUGGGGAGUGGGGAGGGAGUUUGGAGAUCAUGGGACUAGCCCAGCUCUUCAAUGUCCCAGUCACUGUGCUUUCUGUGGGAAUGAAUGGCUUUAGACUUAAUGAAAUUUCCUUUAAUCAUACCAAUGAAACAUCACCAAAUCCAGUUGUUUAUAUUGGGCAUUUGAAAGUACGUGGAAAAGGAGUACAUUUUGUUUCCUUCAGACCUCUUCAAGAAAAAGCCAUUGAACAACCAACAAGUAUGCAGCAUGGAGAGCUACACAGGAAAGCUAUAGACAGCAGUUAUCCCUACAAAGAUGGGAAGGUGAUUGUUGACCACGAACUAGACAAACGGAUAGGCUGCAUAGAAAUCACAGCUAAAAGAAGGAGCAACGGCACAGGGUUCAGGGUCGGCAGCAAAUACGUCAUGACCGCAUUCCAUGUCAUGGAGGAUGUUCUAGUUCCAUUUUGGAAGCAAGUUUAUAGCAGACUGAAGGAUGAAGAAAGACGUCCAUUGAGGUGGACAGCAGAGAAUGUACCAGUGGAUGGCAGGUGGAAUCUCUCUAUCCUCAUAACAUCACUAGACCCUAGCAUACAAGGCACGCUGAUAAAAAUAGCAGAUGAAAUGAUUACAAAGUCUUCUUUAAUCAAAUUUGGAUUUGUGGAUGGGAAAUCAGAUACAAAAAGCGUUCUAGGGUUCUCUUAUGAUGUAGCUUUUGUAUCCCAAAAACAUGACGUUGUGAUCUUAGAACUGAAUGAAGAUACAAAUCUCCCACCCCCUCUUAUACUGAAGGAUACAAACAUUCCUGGAGUGAAACUCCAUGUGAUUGGUCAUCCGAAAGGAAUCGAACUUCAACAUGACCCAGGAUGUAAAAUCAUCGAGGAUCAGGCAGAAUUAACUGAACUAGUAAACAAGGGCAUUGAUUUCUUCACAGGUCUUGGUUAUAAAAUUGACCAAGUGAAGGAAGACUACGCCCCUUGUGUCCUUUCCUCGGAUCACAUUUUAUUCCACUGCUCUGAGAGCACUGCUCAUGGGGCUUCCGGUUCUCCACUCAUUGUCAUCAAAGAAAAGCCUCAAGUCACAGGAAUGCUUCUGAAAGGGCAUCCCCAUCUUUACUACAACUACAGCAGUGGUAAGGAGGAUCAUCCGGAGCUGCUGGUGGAAUCCGGAAUCUCCAUGGAAAAAGUCCAUUCCCUCCUUAUAGAACAUUCUCUAAUUCAGCUAGCAGAGGAGUUGUUUUCUCAAAAUUUAUGAAAAAGAAUGGCAUUCUAGAAGUUGUGUUGAGCUGUGAUUCUUUCUAAUUUUUUUUUUCCUUUUUUUUUUUUUUGAACGAAACUUUUUUUUUCUUGCAUUUGAUGCUAGCAACUUUUAUGUUACCACAAGAAAAUUUACACUCACAGAUGGGGCAAUUAUUCAUCAUACAUUCACUCCUGGCAUUUCAAAUGCUGCAUUAUUUUCUAAAUUGUUGGCUUUCAAAUGGAAGAUGACUUCUAAUUUAACAAAUUGAACUUUAAUUCCUAAGGGACUCAGAAUUCAAUCAACUCACAACAAAAUAUUUUUUAUUAUAGAAAUAAAUUUCUUCAAAAUGAAAAGUAAAUGUUUUAAAUUUAAAAGUAAAACAUUAAUUUUUUAGCUUAUUGUUUUUUAUUUAAACAAAGUGAUUGUCAGGAACUCUCCUUGGACAUUUGAACUUCUCCAAUUUUACAAGUAAAUUAGCAUGAUCACAUUGUACAUGUGCUUUUGAUUUUCAAAUUCUACUGAGUCUUAUGGAGAUGUUAUAAUUAAGGCGAAUUAAUUAUUUUACCUCAAUUAUCUUCUGACAGGUAAUAAUGAUGCUCAGUUGAAGUCAUUUUGAUCUCCUAUUUUACUGCGUAUCUGCAGCAGUGUAGGCUAUUUUGUAACAGCAAAUACUGUAAAUUAAUUAAUAUACUUAUUUUAGCUAUUAUUGUAAUUAUAAUUAGCACCUUUGCACUGCUUCUUACCCACUUAUUGAGUACAUGUUGAUAAUUACCAGGGUAUAUGAUUAAAACAGAUAUGUAUAGAAGCAUGGGUCCAGUGCACUAAUUUAUGAUUAUGCUAUUUACAGUUGAACUUCAGUAUCUCGAACACUGAUAUCUUGAAUAAUCAUGUAUAUGUCAAAAUGAUUUGGAAAUCCCAACCCCUUAUUCUGUAGGUAUUUUACCCUGGAUAUCUUGAAUUCUUGGAUAUUUUAAAGUUUUUUCUUGGUCCCAUUGAGUUGGAGAUAAUAAGGUUUGUCUGUAGUUGAUGAGGAAGAUCAUGCUUAGUUUUAGGUGCAUUUAUUUAUGUACAUUUUCAGUAGUCAUGCCUAAUUUUUGGACAUGAUAGUGUGAAUUGCAGUAAAUAUGACAAUAUAUUAGCCAUUUCUUCUUUUUUGAAGGGGUUCAGUGCUGAUGUAAGAGAACGCAGUAAUUAAACAUGUUAGUGUUGUUUUUAAUUAGAAAACUUAUGGAAGUAAGACUUAAUUAUUUUUUUUUCUGUUUGAGGCAGCAGAUUUUGUGCUAAGCCAGUAUAUGAAUAUGUUUUGGAAACAAAACAUGUAACUACAUUUAAGUGCACUUACAUGCAUGCAUACAUUCAAAAUUAUGCAUGGCAAGAAGAUGGAGGUGAAAAAUCAUGGUGGUAUUUGUUCCCAUUGUCCUCAUAAAUUUCACUCUGAGAUAAUUUGUUAUUGUGAGGAAUAAAUGUUAAAUAUUUUAGAUAAAUUUGCUCAUUUAAUAUUGUGAUUGAAUUGUUACUGUAUAGAUGCUGUUCUGUUUAAAAGGUUGACAAUUUUAUCAAUAUAUUUAUCUGCUUUAAGUUUGUUCAAUGUAAUAUUUU